AUGGCGGUGUUCGUGACGCGGCGGAUCCCGGCCGAGGGGUUACGGGUCCUGUCGCAGGCCGGCGGGUGCCUUGUCCAGCAGUGGGACUCGGAGGAGCCGGUGCCGCGGGCCGAGCUGCUGGCGGGCGUGGCGGGGAAGCGCGGGCUGCUCUGCCUCCUCUCCGACCGCAUCGACCGCGAGGUGCUGGAGGCCGCUGGGCCCGGCCUGAAAGUCAUCAGCACCAUGUCCGUGGGGUUUGACCACCUCGCCCUGGAGGAAAUUAAGAAGCGAGGGAUCCGUGUGGGGUACACCCCUGAUGUCCUGACGGAUGCCACCGCAGAACUCUCUGUAGCUUUGCUUCUGGCUGCGUGCCGCCGGCUGCCGGAGGCAGUGGAGCAGGUGAAGAAUGGUGGCUGGACAACAUGGAAGCCCUUGUGGAUGUGUGGCUAUGGUCUGUCUGAUAGUACAGUGGGCAUCAUAGGUCUGGGGAGAAUAGGACAGGCAGUUGCCCGCCGCCUAAAGCCAUUUGGGGUCAAGAAGUUUUUGUACACAGGCAGUUGCCCGAAACCAGAGAGUGCUGCAGAGUUUGACGCUGAGUUUGUCCCACUCACAAGGCUGGCUGAAGAGUCGGACUUCGUUGUGGUGACAUGUGCUUUGACUCCGGCCACCCAGGGAGUGUGCAACAAGGACUUCUUCAGCAGAAUGAAGAAGACCUCUGUGUUCAUCAACACGAGCAGGGGGGCUGUGGUGAACCAGGAGGACCUGUAUGACGCGCUGGCGCAUGGCCAGAUCGCAGCUGCAGGCCUGGACGUCACAACACCGGAGCCGCUGCCCACUGACCACCCCCUGCUCUCCCUCAAGAACUGUGUGAUUCUGCCACAUGUUGGGAGUGCCACGUAUGCCACGAGGAACACCAUGGCGGUGCUGGCAGCCAGCAACCUGCUGGCCGGGCUGCGAGGGGAGCCCAUGCCCCACGAGCUGCUGCUGUGAUGGCUGGAACCCCGCUCCUGCAGGGCGGCAGGACUUGGGAGUUAUCUUCCCCUGGAGAAGCCUCGCAGACCAGUCCUGUGCCUCCUCGCCUCUGCAGUAGCACACCAGCAGUGCCUGUGGUGAGGGAACUGUACUGUAGCCAUUAAAGAGAAGC
Molecule: messenger RNA, 1123 nt
Organism: Gavia stellata (red-throated loon)
Lineage: Eukaryota; Metazoa; Chordata; Aves; Gaviiformes; Gaviidae
Gene: GRHPR
Product: glyoxylate and hydroxypyruvate reductase
Exons: 9
Coding region: 1-969 (322 amino acids)
Cellular component (GO): cytosol
Molecular function (GO): hydroxypyruvate reductase [NAD(P)H] activity; hydroxypyruvate reductase (NADH) activity; glyoxylate reductase (NADPH) activity
Source: RefSeq, a predicted model, not a curated record